GGGAAAAAAGAAAGCUCAUUUUCCACGAGAAGUUGGGGUUCGGACGGAAAAGACUUGCAGCAUUCCGUUUGCACGACCCCUACGCAAAUAAGCGAAGCAAACACAUCCUCUAGCGUCCGGUCUGGAGUUGACGAUUGAGGUCAGUACAAAACAUUGAAGAAUCUGUCGACCCAGUGAGGAGAUUAGUGAGAGGAAGAGAAGAAGAGGAAAGAGAUGGAUUGGUGGGUCUCAAUGCCAAAGGUGGAACUGCAUGCUCACCUCAAUGGAUCCAUUAGGCACUCCACGCUUCUAGAACUUGCUCAAGCUUUAGGUGAGAAGGGUGUCGUAGAUUUCUCGGAACUUGAACAUGUCAUCCUCAAAAAGGAUCGUUCAUUGCGGGAAGUAUUUGAGUUGUUUGACCUAAUCCACCAUAUUACAACUGAUCACAUGACAGUUACAAGAAUCACCAAAGAAGUUAUUGAAGAUUUUGCAGCAGAGAAUGUUGUAUACCUAGAGUUGAGAACUACUCCGAAGGCAAAUGAUUCAAUUGGAAUGAGCAAACGCUCUUAUGUUGAAGCUGUCCUGAAAGGCCUGAGAGCUGUCAGCUCAGUUGAUGUGGAUUUCAUGCCUGGCAAUGAGAAUUCUGAAAGACUUGUAAAUUUUCUGACCCCAGCAAUGAAUAAUAGGUACAAUCUAAAUGCUAGAAAAAGAAUUGUUGUUAGGCUUCUGCUGAGCAUUGACCGCCGGGAGACAACAGCGGCAGCAAUGGAAACUGUCUUGCUUGCACUGGAAACGAGGCAUUUAGGGGUGGUUGGAAUAGACCUAUCUGGAAAUCCAGUUGUUGGUGAAUGGAUUACAUAUUUGCCAGCAUUGAAAUUUGCUCGAGAACAAGGUCUUCAUAUAACCCUCCAUUGUGGAGAGGUACCUAAUUCAAAGGAGGAGAUAAGGGACAUGCUUAACUUUCUUCCCCAAAGGAUUGGACAUGCUAUUUUCUUGGAUGAGGAAGAGUGGAAACAACUAAAAUCCUACAACAUCCCGGUUGAAAUUUGUUUGACUUCAAACCUAAGGACAUUUUCUGUUCCAUCAUUAGAUGUUCACCAUUUUGUUGAUUUGUAUAACGCAAAACACCCUGUAGUCCUGUGUACUGAUGACACUGGUGUGUUCUCUACCAGUCUCUCCAACGAAUACCGAAUUGCUGCUUCUACAUUUGGGCUCGGAAAGAAAGAAAUGUUUGAGCUGUCAAAGAAUUCUGUCGAGUUUGUAUUCGCAGAUAACGGAGUAAAGGAGGAGUUAAGAAAUAUUUUCAGCUCAGUGGCAAAGAGUUUCGAUGUAUAAGUACACAAUUUCAUGUAGGUAGAAAUUUGCAUUCAGGUUAUCUGACUUCUACUAGUUCUUCUACCAUAAAGCACAAUUUUAGCAGUAAAGUCUCGUGCUUUUAGCUGCUAUAUUCAAGAAUGAUUUUGGAUCUUGAUAAACUUGUUGUCUGUUCAUGGCUGUGCCAUGCCAUUGGAGAAAGUCAACUCAUUAGAGGUAUAUGCUUUAUUUAAUUGCUAUUUUUUCUGGUAA
This is a messenger RNA of Prosopis cineraria, 1545 nucleotides long. RefSeq names its product N6-mAMP deaminase. Gene Ontology annotation, biological process: adenosine catabolic process; inosine biosynthetic process. The record is from RefSeq and is a predicted model, not a curated record. Gene Ontology annotation, molecular function: adenosine deaminase activity. Bases 214 to 1314 code for a protein of 366 amino acids. The transcript has 11 exons. NCBI's taxonomy places the organism in Eukaryota, Viridiplantae, Streptophyta, Magnoliopsida, Fabales, Fabaceae.